Haliotis rubra (blacklip abalone) is the source of this 1861-nucleotide messenger RNA. RefSeq names its product mannan endo-1,4-beta-mannosidase-like. The record is from RefSeq and is a predicted model, not a curated record. Bases 90 to 1736 code for a protein of 548 amino acids. NCBI's taxonomy places the organism in Eukaryota, Metazoa, Mollusca, Gastropoda, Lepetellida, Haliotidae. The transcript is spliced from 11 exons.
GUGAGGAUACUUUAAACUGCUUCUUAAACGCUUUGCAACUUUUAUGCAUUUCUUCUGACAUUAUACUGGCGAACAGUCCAAACUGGCAGAUGAUGUGGUCCGUCAUCACACUGUGCGCUGCGCUGCUCUAUUUUGUGGCAGCAGAGCAGCUUGAAAUUAUCGAUAAGCCGGUGAGCUUCCCAGAAGCCGAGAAGGCAUGUGUUGCGAAAGGUGGCCAUCUUGCUUCCAUUCAUGACCGAAACCAUAACGACAGGUUGAAGGACAUAUGCAGAGGUUCUGGUUCCCCGCACAACUGUUGGAUUGGUCUGAAGAAUGAUGGACAAGACUGGAAGUGGACCGAUGGCACCUCUCUGGACUACACAAUGUGGCAUGCCGGAAAUCCCACGACUGUGACCGGGUCGUUAUGUGCAGCCAUUGUCCGUCAAUACUCCGACGUUGGCGAGUGGAUAUCAGAAAGUUGUGACGCCCCCGACACAAAAGCGGUGGCACUGUGUUCCAUUGGUGGAAGCCAGAACCCCAACACAGGAAAUCAGAACACACCAAACCCGAACACAGGACACACCAACCAACCAGUCACAGCACAACCAGUGACGUCAAAACCCGUUACCAUGGCAGUACCUGAUUUAGGGAAAGCUCCAGCUCGAAAGGGAACACGGUUGACCGUGAAGGGGACUGACUUUGAACAAAACGGCAAGAAGGUUUUUCUGUCCGGCGUCAACCAGGCCUGGAUAGCCUACGGCUAUGACUUCGGAGACAACAACUACGAAUACAGGCACCUAGAGUUUGAAAAGUACCUGAAGUUGGUAGCUGACAAUGGCGGCAAUUCUAUUCGUGUGUGGGUGCACAUCGAGGGAGCUGUCACUCCCCAUUUUGACGCAUCUGGCAUGGUCGUGAGCCUGGAUCAGAAGGGCACCUUCAUCAGCGACAUCAAGAAGUACCUGCGGAAGGCCCUGGAGUACAACAUCCUCAUCUUCUUCUGUCUGUGGAACGGGGCUCUCGCACAGAACGACCACUUCAAGCUGGACGGGCUGAUCAAAGACGAAGCUAAGCUGCAGUCGUACAUAGACAAUGCCCUGAUCCCGUGGGUGAAGGCGGUGAAGGACGAGCCCUCAAUGGGAGGCUGGGACAUCAUCAACGAGAUGGAGGGAGAAAUCAAGCCAAACCUGGCCAACGCGGAACCCUGUUUUGAUACAAAGUUCCUGCUGAAUUCCGGGGCAGGUUGGGCGGGCCAGAAGUACACGGCCGAGGAGUUUCUGAAAUUCAUAAACUGGCAGGUGGAUGCUAUCAGACAGGUUGACCCCCAGGCGCUCGUCACCGCAGGGUCGUGGGAGGCCAGGGACAACGUCGACAAAUGGGGAGGCUUCAAUUUGUACAAAGACGAGUGCCUUGUAAAGGCUGGCGGCAAAAAGAUGGGCACGCUGACGUUUUACUCGAGCCAUACCUACUCAUGGCAAGGGAAAUACAGCGAGUUCUCUCCCUUUAAGCACGUCUUCGCCGACUACGGACUUAAGAAGCCGUUGGUGGUAGCCGAGUUUAACCAGGUGUCCGGGGCAGGGAUGGACAUCGUUGACCAGUUCAAACACCUGUACACCAGUGGCUACGCUGGAGGAUGGACCUGGCACGCGAAGGCUGAUGGCGCCAACAGUGACUCAACAGCCAAUCAGAUGCGAGGACUUCUGUCACUGAAGGGCAAGGUCGACCAGACGGAGGGAGGCCAGAUUCCACUCACGUUGUGAUCAAUCAGUGCCUAGUCCAGCCCUAAUGUGUAAACAGUUAUAGGCAGUUCAAAAAUAAUCGUUUGCAUAUUUGCGUAGACAAUGCAUAUUUCAAUGAGAUCAACUGAAAUAAAUAUUGAGAGUUU